CGUUAAGCGUUUGUGUGACGUGGACUUCCUGUAAACACAAGCAUGGCGGUGGAAAUAGAGUCAGCAGAUGUUGUCCGUCUGAUUGAGCAGUACCUGAAGGAGAACAACUUACUGAGAACAUUAUCAGUUCUCCAGGAGGAAAGUGGAAUCUCCCUCAACACUGUCGACUCUGUAGAUGGAUUUGUCUCGGACAUCAACAGUGGUCACUGGGACACAGUGCUUCAGGCCAUACAGACACUCAAACUCCCGGAUCAGAAACUUAUUGACCUCUAUGAACAGAUUGUGUUGGAGCUGAUAGAAUUACGAGAAUUAGGUGCGGCCAGAUCUUUACUCAGACAGACAGAUCCCAUGAUCAUGAUGAAACAGAACCAGCCUGACCGAUACAUCCAUCUGGAAAACAUGUUGGCCAGGUCUUACUUUGAUCCCAGAGAGGCAUAUCAAGAAGGUCAGACAAAAGAAAGGAGAAGGAAUGCCAUAGCAACAGCGUUAGCUGGAGAGGUGAAUGUCGUCCCUCCUUCCCGUCUACUGGCUCUGUUGGGACAAUCUCUAAAGUGGCAACAACAUCAGGGACUCCUACCACCAGGAACGACAAUUGAUGUGUUCCGAGGAAAGGCUGCUGUGAAGGAACAGGAAGAAGAGAAAUUCCCCACACAGCUCAGCAAGACAAUCAAGUUUGGACAGAAAGCCCAUAUAGAGUGUGCCCGAUUCUCUCCCGACGGUCAGUACCUAGUCACCGGAUCAGUGGAUGGCUUUGUCGAGGUCUGGAACUUCACCACUGGUAAAAUCAGGAAAGAUCUGCGGUACCAAGCCCAGGACAAUUUUAUGAUGAUGGAUGACGCUGUGCUGUGUAUGACGUUUAGUCGGGACUCAGAAAUGAUGGCAACAGGAGCACAGGACGGCAAAAUAAAGGUCUGGAAGAUAAUGACAGGCCAGUGUUUACGGAGAUUUGAACGCGCCCACAGUAAAGGAAUCACAUGUGUCAGCUUCUCUAAAGACAACAGCCAACUCCUCAGUGCUUCUUUUGACCAAACCAUCAGAAUCAACGGUUUGAAGUCGGGAAAAACACUGAAGGAAUUCAGAGGUCACACGUCAUUCGUCAAUGAUGCAGUUUUCACCUCCGACGGCCAUCAUAUUAUCAGUGCGAGUUCUGACGGUACUGUGAAGGUAUGGAAUGUAAAGACGACAGAGUGUCAGAAUACAUUUAAACCCCUCGGCGGUACCGGUACAGACAUCACUGUUCACAGUAUACAUCUCCUCCCCCGAAUGGCUGAACAGUUCGUAGUCUGUAACAGAUCCAACACCGUCGUCAUCAUGAACAUGCAAGGACAGAUUGUGAGAAGUUUCUCCAGUGGUAAGAGAGACGGCGGAGAUUUUGUGUGUGCCACUGUUUCACCACGUGGAGAGUGGAUCUACUGUACAGGAGAGGAUAUGGUUCUGUACUGUUUCAGUGUAACGACAGGCAAACUGGAGAGGACUUUAACGGUACAUGAAAAAGAUGUUAUAGGUAUCGCACAUCACCCACACCAGAACUUAAUAGGCACAUACUCCGAGGACGGACUCCUCAAACUCUGGAAACCUUGAUCAUUUUAUUGGACAGAUCAUCAAACUUCAUCUGACAUUAUGUUCCAUCACCAGCGAGAUAAUAACCUGAUUUAUAGUGUAAAUCAAUUAUAGAGUUCUAUUGGAGACCAGGUUACUGUGAUACCCGGCAAAAAUAGAAAUCAUCCGCAGUGAGACCCAUUUCGUUUUGUCAUCUGUGGGGGAAAAGCAUUAACGAACCAGUGACAUGCAAAAGUAUACAGGAAAACCAAGUUCCGUUGUAAAGCUGCUUAUUUUUAUGGUGAAGAGUACACACAUACAGAGAGAAAAUGACAAAUUAUUUUUCUGUUGUCAAAAUUUUUAAGAAAUUUGUAAAAAUAAUUUCAAACUACAUUGUAUUGUGACAUCAGAUAUUAUAGGAAAAAUGGGCUUUUUGUGAAUUGAAAAAUGUAACGAUAACACUGAAAUGGAACUGGCAAUUGCUUUAAAAUUCAGAAAUAUGCAUAGAAAUAUGGAUGAUCCUUUUACCAAUGUUUAUCUUUUGAUUAGGUGAAUAUGGAUUAUAUAGAAAUUAUAUCAACCUCUGCUUCUCGUCUGUCAAUAUUAUAAUCUUUGGGUUGAUGAAUAUCCACAUUCACCUCUGCAAAGGACUAUAAUUGUAUAGUAUUGUUUUACUUAUUAAAAUGUCAUAGGUAGAUUUGUUUGUGUUAUUUUGAUAUAAAAUACACAAAAAAUCACAAACUCAUUGUAUCAUAUUGAAUCUAGCAAUGGUUUCAUCAAUGUUACUUUUAACUUCCUUAAAUUCGGCAAUGUGCUUCCAAUGGAAAAUUGAAUGAAAAUUAUUUUUCUUUAGUUAAGAAACGUUAAUGAAACCAAGGCCAGAAAAAAUGGGGCCUAGUUUGUUUAGCAAAGGGAGGUAUUAUUUAGACAAUACAUUUUGUGCUGAAAGCAGUCCGCUAAACUGUGACUUGCAAAUUACAACUUUUUUAUAUUAUUUUCUUAAAGAAGUAUUGUGGCAAGCACCAAUUCAUCAUGUUCCUUUGUAUAAAUUUGGUAAUACACUAAAAUGUGCAUACACUAGAACAAGUGUUUUUGCAGUAUGUGACAAAAAGUUUAUCAAGGAAAUGUUUAGAUUUAUGAUGUCAACAUCAGCUACAAUUUAAUAAAAAUAUUCUUGUAAUUUAAUAAGCUAUUUUUAAUCUACUGGUAUUAUAUUAAGGGCCAUAAUUAGAGAGGAUAGCUAGGGGGAGGGUAACAAUUGUCAUAAUUAGAGAGGAUAGCUAGGGGGAGGGUAACAAUUGUCAUAAUUAGAGAGGAUAGCUAGGGGGAGGGUAACAAUUGUCAUAAUUAGAGAGGAUAGCUAGGGGGAGGGUAACAAUUGUCAUAAUUAGAGAGGAUAGCUAGGGGGAGGGUAACAAUUGUCAUAAUUAGAGAGGAUAGCUAGGGGGAGGGUAACAAUUGUCAUAAUUAGAGAGGAUAGCUAGGGGGAGGGUAACAAUUGUCAUAACUAUAGAGGAUAGCUAGGGGAGGGUAACAAUUGUCAUAAUUAGAGAGGAUAGCUAGGGGGAGGGUAACAAUUGUCAUAAUUAGAGAGGAUAGCUAGGGGGAGGGUAACAAUUGGUUUCAUUUUAUAACAAGAAUUUUUCAUUAUUGUCAUUUUGUUGUGAAUAUGUAAUUAAGAUUAAAUGAAUUAACAAAGAAAUA
Molecule: messenger RNA, 3243 nt
Organism: Pecten maximus
Lineage: Eukaryota; Metazoa; Mollusca; Bivalvia; Pectinida; Pectinidae
Product: WD40 repeat-containing protein SMU1-like
Biological process (GO): mRNA splicing, via spliceosome
Cellular component (GO): precatalytic spliceosome
Molecular function (GO): protein binding
Source: RefSeq, a predicted model, not a curated record